GAACCAGCCCGGGCUUCCCAGUGCGCAUGCGCAGCCCCUGACUUACUCCGAGGCUGCAACUGUCAUGGCGGUGACGGUCUUGUAGCUCCCUUACCUUCCAUCCACCUAACCCGGGGAGCAGCGAGCAGGAAGCGAAAGCGACACAGCAGCACACCGAACGCCGUCUCUCGGCCGAGCGGGAGCGCCACCUGAGGCCAUGGCGAGCGAGGAGACCUCCGCCACGCCGGGCAACGUGGCUCUCAACCCCGCCGUGCCCAUUCGGGGCAUCCGCAUGAAAUUUGCCGUGCUGACCGGUCUGAUGGAAGUCGGGGAAGUGUCCCACCGGGACGUCGUGGAGACCGUCUUCAACCUGCUGGUCGGCGGACAAUUCGACCUGGAGAUGAACUUCAUCAUCCAGGAGCCUGACAGUAUCGUGUGCAUGGUGGAGCUCUUGGACAAGUGUGAGCUCACCUGCCAGGCCGAGGUGUGGAGCAUCUUCACCGCCAUCCUCAAAAAGAGCGUUCGCAACCUGCAGGCGUGCACCGACGUGGGCCUCAUCCAGCUGGUGCUGCAGCGCGUGUCGGCCACUGACAGCAUGAUCGCAGACCUGCUGGUGGACAUGCUGGGCGUGCUGGCCAGCUACAGCAUCACGGUCAAAGAGCUGAAGCUGUUCUUCAGCAAGCUUCAAGGAGAGAAAGGCCAGUGGCCUCGUCAUGCAGUGAAGCUUCUGUCAGUGCUGAAGUACAUGGCUCACAGGAAUGGACCUGACUCCUUCUUCAGCUUCCCCGGGAAAAACGCUGCUGCCAUAGCUCUUCCACCUAUUGCAAGGUGGCCAUACCAGAACGGCUUUACAUUCCAUACGUGGCUGCGCAUGGACCCUCUCAACAACAUCAAUGUGGACAAAGACAAGCCUUACCUCUACUGUUUCCGCACCAGUAAAGGCCUCGGCUACUCGGCACACUUCGUGGGCGGCUGCUUGAUCGUGACCUCGUUAAAGUCCAAGGGGAAAGGAUUCCAGCACUGUGUGAAGUUUGACUUCAAGCCGCAGAAGUGGUACAUGGUGACCCUGGUGCACGUCUACAACCGCUGGAAAAACAGUGAAAUUAGCUGCUACGUCAACGGAGAGCUGGCCUCCUUCGGGGAGAUCGCCUGGUUCGUCAACACCAGCGACACGUUUGACAAGUGCUUCCUGGGCUCCUCCGAGACGGCGGACGCCAACCGUGUCUUCUGUGGCCAGAUGGGGGCGGUCUACUUAUUUGGAGAGGGCUUGAAUGCCGCUCAGAUCCUGGCCAUCUACCAGCUGGGUCCAGGUUACCAGGGCACGUUCAAGUACAAGGCCGAGAUUGACUUGCUGUUCGCGGAGCACCACAAGUCCCUGCUGUACGACGGCAAGCUGUCCUCCUGCAUCGCCUUUGCCUACAACCCUCGCGCCACAGACGCCCAGCUCUGCCUGGAGUCCUCCCCGAAGGACAACGCAUCCAUUUUUGUCCAUUCGCCACAUGCGCUCAUGCUCCAGGAUGUGAAGGCGGUGGUGACUCAUUCGGUUCAGAGCGGCAUACACUCCAUCGGCGGAGUGCAGGUCCUCUUCCCACUCUUUGCACAGCUGGAUUUUUGCCAGCCCUCCAGCCACGAGCUGGACACCUCUGUCUGCUGCACGCUGCUGUCCUUUGUCAUGGAGCUCCUGAAGAACUCUGUGGCUAUGCAAGAGCAGGUUCUGGCCUGCAAAGGCUUCCUGGUCAUCGGGUACACUUUGGAGAAGUCCUCCAAGGUCCACGUGACGCGGCCCGUCCUGGACAUCGUCCUGGCCUUCUCCAGAUACCUCAGCAACUUGCAGAACGGCAUCUUGUUGCUCAAGCAGCUGUGCGACCACAUUCUGUUCAACCCUGCCAUUUGGAUCCAUGCCCCUGCCAAGGUGCAACUCAGUCUGUACACGUACCUGGCCACAGAGUUCAUCAGCACCAGUGACCAUCUACAACGCCAUCCGCAGGGUGGGCACCGUGCUGCAGGUCAUGCACACGCUCAAGUACUACUACUGGAUCGUCAACCCGCAGGAUCGCAGCGGAGUCGUGCCCAAAGGCCUCGACGGCCCGAGGCCCACCCAGAAGGAGAUACUGUCUUUGCGAGCCUUCUGCUUUUGUUCGUCAAGCAGCUCAUAAUGAAGGACCACGGUGUGAAGGAGGAUGAGCUACAGAGCAUCCUCAACUAUCUCCUCACCAUGCAUGAGGAUGACAAUCUAAUAGAUGUGCUGCAGUUGUUGUGGCAAUGA
This is a messenger RNA of Entelurus aequoreus (snake pipefish), 2245 nucleotides long. Its product is annotated as lipopolysaccharide-responsive and beige-like anchor protein. The record is from RefSeq and is a predicted model, not a curated record. Gene Ontology annotation, molecular function: protein kinase binding. Lineage: Eukaryota; Metazoa; Chordata; Actinopteri; Syngnathiformes; Syngnathidae. Gene Ontology annotation, biological process: intracellular protein localization. Gene Ontology annotation, cellular component: cytosol; membrane. The transcript is spliced from 17 exons. The coding region runs from base 197 to 2245 and encodes 682 amino acids.